Molecule: messenger RNA, 457 nt
Organism: Thalassophryne amazonica
Lineage: Eukaryota; Metazoa; Chordata; Actinopteri; Batrachoidiformes; Batrachoididae
Product: transcription and mRNA export factor ENY2
Exons: 4
Coding region: 82-402 (106 amino acids)
Biological process (GO): poly(A)+ mRNA export from nucleus; positive regulation of DNA-templated transcription; regulation of transcription by RNA polymerase II
Cellular component (GO): DUBm complex; SAGA complex; nuclear pore
Molecular function (GO): chromatin binding; transcription coactivator activity
Source: RefSeq, a predicted model, not a curated record
GGAAGGAACCGAUUAAAUAAAUUAACGCUGCAGGUUCUUGUUGUUUUUUGGGGUGGGGUGGGGUGGGGAGGGGGGCAGAACAUGAGCAAAGAGUGUCAACUAAGGGCGGCGAUAAACCAGAAGCUGAUCGAGAUGGGGGAACGGGAGCGGUUGAAGGAGCUGCUCAGGGCCAAACUGGUGGAGUGCGGCUGGAAGGACGAGCUGAAGGCCCACUGCAAAGGUAAACUAUUAACUAACCCCAGGAUUUACGAUGUGAUCCGAGAAAAGGGCCUGGAGCACGUCACCGUGGAGGACCUGGUCACAGAGGUCACCCCCAAAGGCCGAGCUCUUGUACCGGACAGCGUGAAGAAAGAGCUCCUCCAGAGAAUCAGAGCAUUUCUGGCUCAACACGCAGCUUUGUGAAGCCAACAAAUCCUCUAAUUUUUGGGUUGUUUUUUAAUCAUUGUAGAUCUACAAU